Microcebus murinus (gray mouse lemur) is the source of this 734-nucleotide messenger RNA. It is a transcript of the gene SMIM17, whose product is annotated as small integral membrane protein 17. The record is from RefSeq and is a predicted model, not a curated record. Lineage: Eukaryota; Metazoa; Chordata; Mammalia; Primates; Cheirogaleidae.
GCAGCCUCCGCGUCUGCGCAGCCGCAGUCCCUGCGGCGCCGGCUCUGCAGUGCCCCGGCUGGGUCUGGUGGGGAGGGCUCUGAUCCCGUGCCUGGGGGACCAGACCGGGCGCUGGAACAGGAGGAGGAGGAGAAGCCUGUCUCGGGAGCCCCGCCGCCCGCUGGGGACAUGCAGAGCCUCAAGCCUGAGCACGCUCGGGGGCUGCUGGAGCCAGAGAGGACCAAGACACUGCUGCCUCGGGAGAGCAGGGCCUGGGAGAAGCCGCCCCCUCCCGCCUUCAGCAAGGACUGGGAGGCCGUGGAGGUCGGGGCCUCCAGCUGUGACAGCGAGGAGAAAGACCUGUCUUCUCAAGAGACUGGGGUUUCCCAGGAGUGGAGCUCGGUGGAGGAGGACGACGAGUCGGAGGAGUCCCAGGGCUUUGUGGAGUGGUCAAAGGCUCCACAACAAACAACCAUAGUCUUGGUAGUAUGUGUACUUUUUUUGUUUUUGGUUUUAACAGGGAUGCCUAUGAUGUUUCAUAUUUAACUAUACUGGUGGCUUUUGUUUUGAAACAGAUGCCCUGUGUCAUGUUAAGAAAGUGUGCUGGUUAAAAAUCAGGAAUGAAUGUUGAAUAUUAUCAAAUGCCUUUCAAACAUCCUUUGAGAUGAUUUUUUUUUAACUUUUUGGUGUGAGGUUUUACAUUAUUGUAUUUAAUUGAAAUUAAGACAUCAUUGAUUGUAAAACACAUAUUAUUU